CACAGCGUAGCGGAACCAAUGCUGUCUGUCACCGACUGCAGUCGGACCGAUUCUCCCGAUGCACCGACGCUCUUCCCUGUGUCUCAAUGGAAAUAUCUCUGAAAAACUGAACAGUGCAACUGAACCCUCUGACACAUAAAGGAAGAUGGCGCUGCGAGCCUGUGGGUUCAUAGUGUUUCGUCGCCUUGCCGGCUGCAACCCCUCGCCGGGGAACAUCGAGUACCUUCUCUUGCAGACCUCCUACGGCGAACACCACUGGACCCCACCCAAAGGUCACGUUGACCCAGGCGAGGACGACCUCACAACAGCUUUGAGAGAGACCAAGGAGGAGGCGGGGUUGGGGGCGGAGCAUCUGCAGGUGGUAGACGGCUUUGUGCAGGAGCUGCGCUACGAGGUCCGCGGCAGGCCCAAAGAGGUGCUGUACUGGCUGGCCGAGCUGAGAAACCCGGAGGCGGCGGUGACUUUGUCUGACGAGCACCAGGACUACCGCUGGGCCCCGCUGGAGGAGGCCUGCACUCUGGCUGGGUACAGAGACCUGCAGGAGACGCUGAGAGCAGCUCACAGACACUUGAAGGCUCAGCGGGACUAAAACGGAUGGGUUAGAACUUCAGAUGAGCAGCAGUCCAGCGGGAUGUAAAUGUUUCAGUUUAAGUUUCUCUUCUCCUGCUGCAUCUAUAAAUCCUGCACUUUAAUCCGUAGAGCUGCGGGGGUUGAAAAACUGAGUAAAUACAAAAUGCAGUUUUUAAAAAACGGUCUCAAAACGUGUACGAUAAGUUUUCCAGAAUGGUUUAAAUUCAGCUCGAUUUGCCUUUUAUUAACGUUUGCCUCAGCAUCUCCAUCAGACUCAAACCUGAACUUUAACUAGGCCACUCCAAAGCCUUGUUUGAUCAGUGUCCUGCCGUGCCUGCAGAUAUUGUUCAAAGCUGUUUCCUCUCCAUCUGGGUGAGUCUUUUUGCGCCGUUGGAGUAAUUUCAGCAGGACGGCUGCGGUUUUGGGAUUUCUCCAUUUGUGGAGAUCCUCCUCACUGUGGUUCACCAGAGUUUUAAAGCUCCAGAAACCCUUUCACAAUUGUGAUGAGACUAGAUCUAAUAAAUGACUUUGUUACUCAUCUUCCGUAUUUUUUUCUACAUAGUCCCAGGUUGGUUUUGAUCACUUUUUUUUCCUCCUAGUUUAUUAAAUCAUAAUUUGAAACUUGCUUUUUGUAUUUACUCUCCCGUUGUCUGUUUUAAUUAUCUUUUAAUGAUUUGAAACAUUUAAUUGUGACAAAAUCUAAGAAAUCUGUAAUGGGAAAAUACUUUUCACUACACUGUAUGUACAAAUCUGAUAACCCUGGAGCCUCGUGUUUAUGGCAAUGUGAUUAUACAUGUACAGGUACCUAAAUAAAUACAUUUUAACAGCAGUAAUCUAAAACACACGGGUUAGAAAUAGUUUUUUACUCGUUUUGGAAAGUUAGAAAUAAAAGAAACACAACUGCAUCAUAAUUUCAAAGACAAGAAAAAUUAAAAGGGGAAAUAAAUUGCUCCAUUAACAAAACCUUAUGAUUGCAUUUUCUCAUUAGAACAGUUCAUCUGAUCUGAACAUUAGGUCCCUUGUGCUAAAGGCAAAUGUAAAACAUUGAUUGGUCCACAAGGGGGAGACAAAUACACACAAAGGUUGACAAUGCCACAAAGCUGAAAGAAUUUGACUGUCGACAUUUUGAUACAAAGUUAGUUUUUCUUCAGAAAAUAAGCCUACAUUUCAUUGGUAAACAUUGAUCAUAGCAUGUAAGUUUUUUUCUAUGCAAGUGCUCUUUUGUUUCUUGUUUGGCAUCUAAUCAGAAAGGCUUUUUGGUUCUAAGAAAACGUCUUUAGUCACAUCAGAAUUUGGAUUAUCUUGAAGCUUUUAGGAUGGCCAAGUCCCGAACGACUGAGAAUCCGCACCAAACACGCAAGAAAGACAUUUGUGCAAGAGUGGAAUGUUCCAAAGGUUUAAACUCCCAAGAUUAGACCAGGAUUACUUUUGUUUAUGCGAUCAGUGAAACUACAUCUAUCUGGAACCUGUUCGGCAGUCUUAUUAAACUGGGUGGUGGAAAAGCA
Molecule: messenger RNA, 2075 nt
Organism: Fundulus heteroclitus (mummichog)
Lineage: Eukaryota; Metazoa; Chordata; Actinopteri; Cyprinodontiformes; Fundulidae
Gene: nudt2
Product: nudix (nucleoside diphosphate linked moiety X)-type motif 2
Exons: 3
Coding region: 146-589 (147 amino acids)
Biological process (GO): ATP biosynthetic process; AMP biosynthetic process
Molecular function (GO): bis(5'-nucleosyl)-tetraphosphatase (asymmetrical) activity
Source: RefSeq, a predicted model, not a curated record